Molecule: messenger RNA, 411 nt
Organism: Lizanozyma spartinae
Lineage: Eukaryota; Fungi; Ascomycota; Pichiomycetes; Serinales; Debaryomycetaceae
Product: RNA polymerase II subunit B1 CTD phosphatase
Exons: 2
Coding region: 1-411 (136 amino acids)
Source: RefSeq, a predicted model, not a curated record
AUGAUCUUAAGCCAGCUUUCCGGAGAAGCCUUGUUUGCUCGGAAAGACAUUACCAUAGCACCACCUUUCCCCCAAUAUUAUCCUCUGACAUGGUAUGAGAAUGGCAUCACCAGUUUGGAAGAUGUAAUAGCCAAACACAAGGAACUCAAACAACAGGGUGUACUGUUAUCGGAGGUUGUUGCCAUGAUGAGCGGAUUGAGUGUGCUGGAUGGUUUGGAGAUGCCGAAGGAAACUUCGGAGUUAGUGCAAAUGUUAGAAGAGUUCCAAAUUGUUGAGAAGGAAGGUGGUUUGGUGGAUGAACAAGAUGAAGAUGAUGAUGAUAAUCAUCAAGAACAAGUUCAGCCAAACGGUGGUGGUGGUGGUGGUGCUUAUAUAACUGAUAAUCGCAGUUUUGGUGGUCAUAUAGUUUGA